AUCCUCCUCCAAGUACUUUUUUUCCUCUAAUUUUCUUCUUUAUUUCGAUCAUCAUUCACAUGACGCAACACAAAUCUUUUUCUCACUUUUGCCUCACAAGUUAUUAUUAAAGUAUUUAGAAAAGAAACAAAAACAAAAUAUAGAGAGCUGCGAAUUCGGCUGCCAUGUAAGCAUAAACACAACACAAAGCAUGAUUGUUGUGUCAGAAGACUAGCUUUUGUGGCUCUAUAUAAGAGACACUAUCUUCGUUUUGUUCUCUUUGUCCCUCUCUACCUUUCCUACAAAUCUCUCUCCCUUACAAACAUAUAAACACACUUCACUUCUUCUUCACCCGAUUCCAACACUCUUACCUAAAGCUUUCACAGUGCAAGGUUUAUCGAAAUGGAGAGGCUAAACUCGAAGCUUUACCUGCAAAACUGUUUUAUAAUAAAGGAGAAUGAGAGGUUGAGGAAGAAAGCUCAGAUUCUGAACCAGGAGAAUCAACAGCUUCUCUUGGAGCUCAAACAGAAGCUCUCCAAAACCAAGAACUCUAAUGGAUCAAAUCAAGGAAGCAACAGCAACCUCUCUUCGUCAAGUUCUGCUUCUGGACAAUCCUGAUUAUGCAGCAAAACUCUUAGGACAAGAAUUGGAUAUGGUAGACCGGAAAAUCAUCAUGACCCUCCCAGCUCAAUUAGAAGAACCCAUAUUAUCUUAUUUCUUUUUUUUAUUAGUGUAAUAUUAGAAAAUGGUUAGUGGUGUUAUUAAGGUUAUCAACUAGUUUUAUUGUUGUUUAAUUUUAUUUUAAUUUGUGGGUUCUUCUAGUUUAUUUACUACAAAAAGGACAAAAGUGUAGUGUCUCUCUGCCUAUCUUCUCAGAGGGAUAUUUUACUUUUGUUUCCAUUUAUAUGUUAAUUAGAUUUUCUUUGUUGCCUUUUUCAUGUGGGGUUGGUUUUUUAGGAUUUGGUGGAUUCUGGGACUGCAUUGAUUGUACUACCUUCUGAUCUUCUCUUAAACAACCAGUAUCU
Molecule: messenger RNA, 1004 nt
Organism: Brassica oleracea var. oleracea
Lineage: Eukaryota; Viridiplantae; Streptophyta; Magnoliopsida; Brassicales; Brassicaceae
Product: protein LITTLE ZIPPER 4
Exons: 2
Coding region: 382-597 (71 amino acids)
Source: RefSeq, a predicted model, not a curated record